Messenger RNA from Eurypyga helias (sunbittern), 264 nucleotides. RefSeq names its product protein FAM167A-like. Lineage: Eukaryota; Metazoa; Chordata; Aves; Eurypygiformes; Eurypygidae. The record is from RefSeq and is a predicted model, not a curated record. The transcript has a single exon. The annotation marks the transcript as partial.
GCAGAAAUGCGCUUGCAGGACCAGCAACUAGCGAGGCAGCUCAUGCGCCUUCGCAGUGACAUCAACAAGCUGAAGAUCGAGCAGACCUGCCACCUGCACCAGCGUAUGCUCAACGACGCCACGUACGAGCUGGAGGAGAGGGACGAGCUCUCCGACCUCUUCUGCGACUUCCCCCUCAUGAGCUCCUUCAGCCUCUCCACGCCGCUCAAGCUCAUCGGGGUCACCAAGAUGAACAUCAACUCCCGCCGGUUCUCGCUGUGCUGA